Messenger RNA from Dendroctonus ponderosae (mountain pine beetle), 2679 nucleotides. RefSeq names its product zinc finger protein 39-like. The record is from RefSeq and is a predicted model, not a curated record. Gene Ontology annotation, cellular component: nucleus. Gene Ontology annotation, biological process: regulation of transcription by RNA polymerase II. Gene Ontology annotation, molecular function: DNA-binding transcription factor activity, RNA polymerase II-specific; RNA polymerase II transcription regulatory region sequence-specific DNA binding. The transcript has a single exon. The coding region runs from base 902 to 2071 and encodes 389 amino acids. Lineage: Eukaryota; Metazoa; Arthropoda; Insecta; Coleoptera; Curculionidae.
CUUCAAAGCCCGGAAAACAUUCCUAAAUGUAAUUUGACCGGCCGUGAAAGCCUUCAUAGUCUGAUAAACUCAUAAUGUUCUACAUCUGUACCGCAACUGAAAACGCUACAUUUUUUCAGCUUAAUCUAAGAAACAUAAUAAUCUAAACAACAUAGACACUCACACGGUAUAUCGUAUUGAAUAGUAGCGUAUUACGUCUAGGCAUUAGCUUUCGUUUUCAGCGAUUAAUUUAAGCAUUUUGACGAUGAUUUCGUCAGGACCGCCAGAUUUUCCAUUUUUUUGUGUCUUUAUUGCAUGAGUAACUUAUUCUUUGGUUAUUUCUUGUCCUUUUUCAUUGAUCUCAUUGUCUGGGGGUGGUCGAUCACAAGGUCUAUUGUCGUCGAAAAGUGUUUGGAGGAAUUAUUUCCAUCUCGCAAGUUUGUUUCCUGUCCCUGGCUUUAUUUCGUUAUUAUUUUUUCUUAAAAUUGUUUCUUGUCGCUUUUUGUGUCCACCUGUCAUUUCUUUUGCUCUCGUCUCUUGCCUGAAAUGGUUCAAUUUGCGUUUUCUAAUGUUUUCGUCUUGCAUCUUUGGUAUUUUAAUUUUUAAAGCAUUCCAUGUUUUGUCAUCGUCUACAUUCUGUGCUGGUUGCAUUGUAGUUUCUAAUUCUUUCUCGAUCUUAAGACGUUUAUUUUCUUAUCGGGCAUUUAGAUUUAAUUAUAUUAUAAUAUCUAUAGUUCAAUAAAGUAUGUGAUUCACUAUGUGAAUAUUUUCGAUGUUUUGAAUGAAUAAACUAUUGUGAAAUAUAAGCUGGUGUUUUAUUAUUAUUCAAUUAGCUAAAGAUGCGCUGAUAAGUUCAGAAUGAAGUCUUCUGAAGAAUAUUUUUCGCUAAUUAUGUAAUUUGAUUUUUAGAUAUUCAGUUGGUAUGAAGGCGGACUUUUAUAUUCAAGUAAAGGAAGAAAUUACGAUUGAAGAGCAAGACUUACCUGCGCUGGUAAAAAUGGAAGAGGAAGCCAGUAGUGAUCGAAGAAGCAGUGAAACUACAUAUGAACCAGCUGUGAAUGCUGCUCAAAUAAAUCAACACUCCUGUAAUAUUUGCUCGAGAUGUUUUAUAAAUAAGUCAAAUUUAAAUAGUCAUUUAAAUGAGUGUCAUGCAGAAGGUGGGCCUUUCCAAUGCAAUAUUUGCGGUUUAAUGUGUAAGCAAAAAAGGUACCUGCAGAUUCAUCAAAAGAAACAUACGAAAAAUGAACAGUACACUUGUCAGAUUUGUAGUAAAACUUUGUUGUAUUCUAAUUUAGAGGACCAUUUGAAAACGCAUUCAGACACUCUCUUUUAUGCAUGUGAUUUUUGCGAUUUUAAAUGCAAGCUAAAGUCUGACCUAACUGAACAUCGAAAUAUUCAUGCUAAUGCAAAUCAAUACACGUGCAAUAUCUGUUACAAAACAUUUCCUAUAAAAGCACAAUUAGAUUCUCAUUUGACAACUCACUCAGAUAAAGGUCCUUUUAAAUGUAAUAUUUGCAAUUCGGAUUUCAAAAGAAAAAGUAAUUUAACUGUUCACCGAAAUAAUCAUGCAAAAGAAAAACAGUACAGAUGUAAGAUUUGUAAUCUAACGUUUCUACAUCCACACAGUUUAAAAGAGCAUUUGGAUUCUCACUCAGAUCAACGGAAACAUCAAUGCGAGUUUUGCAAUUCAACAUUUAAAUCAAAAGGCAACUUAAACGCUCAUCGAAACACACAUACAAAAGAAAAACAGUACAGCUGUGAAAUAUGUAAUAAAACGUUUUUAUUUCUAAGGAAUUUCAGAUAUCAUUUGAACUCUCACUCAGAUCAACGGCCAUUUCAAUGCAAGUUUUGCAAUUCAACAUUUAAAACAAAGAAGUACUUAAACAUUCAUCUAAACAAGCAUACGAAAGAAAAAGAGUACAAGUGUGAGAUAUGUAAUAAAAUUUUCUAUUUUGUGGGAAAAUUGAGUAGACAUUUGGUUACGCAUUCGGACAAACGGCCUUUUCAAUGCGAUUUUUGCGACAAAACAUUUAAAAUUAAAGAUUCAUUACGGCGACAUGCUCGUGCCAGGCAUUUCGAACAAGCAGCCUAAAAAAAGUCGAAUUUAUCAAAAAAAAAAUAAGAAGUGAAAAUAAGCUUAUAUUAUGUUCUCUGUUUGUGAGUCUAUUUUCCGCUUUCGUACCGGUAGAGAAGACAGGGACAAAGCAUUAUCUGAGUCUUAUUUGCGUUUUAAAGUGUUUCGAUGAAUUAUUUCCAUCUCGCCAGUUUGUUUUCUGUCCCUGGCAUUAUUUUCUUAUUAUCGUUUCUUAAAGUUCUUUCUUGCCGCUUUUUGUGUCCGCCUGUCAUUUCUUUUACUCUCUUGCGAACAUUAAAAGUGGCAUAUCUUGCCUGAAAUGGUUCAAUUUCCCGGCAUUUUGUUGACAUCCAAUUUUCUUAUAGUUUCUCUGCACUUUUUCCUAAUUGUUUUAUUCAGUUUAUUUUGCAUUUGCGUUUUCUCAUGUCUUCUUCUCGCAUCUUUGGUAUUUUGGUUUUUAAAGCGUUCCGUGCUUUUUCAACGCCUACAUUCUGUGCUGGUUGUACUGUCGUUUCUAAUUAUUUCUCGAUCUUGAGACGUUUAUUUUUAAUUAUAUUAGAAUUAUCUAUAGCAAAUUACAGUAUAUGAUUUACUGAGGAAAAGACAUAAAAUAGUUUUCGAUAUUU